Macrobrachium nipponense is the source of this 6541-nucleotide messenger RNA. RefSeq names its product orphan steroid hormone receptor 2-like. The record is from RefSeq and is a predicted model, not a curated record. The transcript is spliced from 12 exons. The coding region runs from base 1303 to 3105 and encodes 600 amino acids. Gene Ontology annotation, biological process: anatomical structure development; regulation of transcription by RNA polymerase II; cell differentiation. NCBI's taxonomy places the organism in Eukaryota, Metazoa, Arthropoda, Malacostraca, Decapoda, Palaemonidae. Gene Ontology annotation, molecular function: zinc ion binding; RNA polymerase II cis-regulatory region sequence-specific DNA binding; nuclear receptor activity.
CCCUGGAUACUAGGUGAAAAAGAUAAGGGAGUUCGUGUGUGUUGCUCUUGGCGUGUCGCGGAAGGCGCAUGCGCCGUGUCCCGCCCUCAACCACGGCCGCCGCCACCAGUCACCACACCGACUCGCGAGGUUACAGUCACCGAAUUACCUCAGUUCGUAUCGGGACCUGGUGGCAACGAGACUAUUGCGUCACCGCUCUGCCGAACGGAAUAAUCUUUUGGUGUGAAUUUGUAAAAAUCUGGCCACAUGGUGGAUUCGCCCUUAGAGCCUUUCCGAAUCAAAGAGAUGUGCUAACGGUGAUGUGUGAUUGACGUGCCUUAAGAGAGAUAUUAAAACAGUGAGUUCAGAAAGAGGUACUGUUGAGUCUCUCUCUCUCUCUCUCUCUCUCUCUCUCGCUCGCUCUCUCACUCUGCUGGUCUUGUGUUGAUAAGAGGGGAAGAGGCAGGACAUUCGACCUCUGUAUGACACUACGGGAGGGUGCCAACGCGAGGCUCUUCUCCCCAUCAACCUACCUUUUGGCUUAGGCCCACCCUCUGCUGACCCCCGUGUACAUCCCCCCCGAACAACAACGCUGUCUCCUCACACGGACCCCCUGCUGCCUUCAAUAUCAGGUUCGCGUAAUGACCCCGGGACUCAAAAGAGAACAAAACCAAAGCCUCGAAAUUUCGAAUCCUCCCGCUAGUCAGCCGACCUCCCUCUAGACAACUUCUCCUGAAGAACCUGUGAACCUGUACCUCACGACACACUGAAAAAAACAAACAAACAAUAAUUCCUUCCUAUCUUCCGCUGUAGUACCUCAAGUUAGAGAGAGAGAAGGAAACCGGAAUCGCUAGUUAAUAAUAAUCAUAAUAAUAAUAAUAAAGAUCAAACCGAAAGUGCCCUGAAAGCUCAAGAUUCAAAGCAUAUAAAUGCAGCCUGUCUGACCGUCGCUAAGGAGGAGGUAGAGGAAGAAGAAGAAGCAAUGCCCCGUUCAAGCCGAGUAUAAAUGAGAUAUGAAGAGGUGAUUGAUUGCGCCCCUGGCAUCGCCCCAGCACAAAACCCGACGGGAAAGAGGAAGAAGAAGAGGAGGGGGAGGAGGAGAAGAAGAAGAUCCGGCUCAUCGAUGAGGAAGGAGGACUGUCGCUCCUGAAGAAGUCGAAGAAGAAGGCUGUCGGCCACGGCGACUGAGAGAGAUCGUCCAGAAGGAGGUGACGGUGGUGGUGGAGGAGGAAAUCGACUGAGGAAAGUGGGAGGAGGAGGAGGAACCACCUUUUUCCUAGGGACUCGUCGUGGGUUUCGACCCACCGCCAAAGACUUCGACAAAUGACGAUGGAAAGUCCCCAACACAUCAAGGAGAGCCCGCCGCCAUCCCCAGGGGACGAUAGCAAAGGAAGUGACCAAGUGGAUAGCACAAGCAAGUUGUCGAAUCCCCUGCUCGUGACCACAGCAGCUGGCCUUAUGGUAACCAACCCAGCGCUCUUCACGCACACGAUGCUGAGCGCGGCGCCCACCCUUCUUCUGGGCAGCACACCCGUCCUUGGCAACUCCUCGGUUCUUGGAAACUCCGCUGCUCAACUCGCCAACUCAUCCAUACUCGGGAAUGACUGGGUCGGCCGGCUGAAGGAGUUGCAGGAGAGAGGAACCGUAGCGGCCGCGGCAGCGGCUGCCGCUGCGGCUGCCCACUCCUCCAGUAAUGACCUGGAUGCCCUGGAUGUGGAUAACUCCAGACAGUACACGUCUCGAAACACCGGGAUGCCCGUGGCGAUGGAUCUGUGUGUCGUCUGUGGCGAUCGCGCAUCAGGUCGCCAUUACGGAGCCAUCAGCUGUGAAGGAUGCAAAGGAUUCUUCAAACGUUCUAUUCGCAAACAGUUGGGCUACACAUGUAGGGGAAACAAGACAUGUGAAGUUACUAAACACCAUCGCAAUAGGUGCCAGUACUGCCGGCUGCAAAAAUGUCUAGCGAUGGGCAUGCGCAGCGACUGUAAGAACGAUACUAAGGAUUUGUACAAAACAGUCCAGUCAGAACGAAAACCAAAUAGCGUGUUGGGUGAGCGAAGAGAUAAAGAAGGAAGCCCACCGAUGCCUCUAGUACACCCUUUCGCAGAAAUGGAGUCUUCCUUUGCCUCUAGUAAAACACCUAUUGUCGGCAAAGAUAUUCCCUCCCAGCCUGCUAAUAGUCUUGCAGAACUUCAUCUUCAAAUGGCUAAAGCCUUUGAGGGAGCAUUCUGUAGGGACAGCAAAGAUCAAGAAUGGCAUGAAACUAGUAAUGGAGAGAUAAGAAGAGAAGAAAUAGAAUCACCAGCAACGAAUGGAGAUGGUGACAGACAUACAAAUGAUAAGCAGAUUAAAAAAGCCAUGGAAAAUCUAUCAAAACAGUAUAAUGGUUCAGAAAAUGGAGAAUACGAUGAUAAUGAAAGCGACAGUACGUAUGAAGUAGACGGCCCAUUGUUAGCAGAUAGCUUAGUACCAUUCAACUUGACUGCGCCGUCCCCAAUGCCCGCCUACCUCAAUGUACAUUACAUUUGUGAAUCCGCAUCCAGAUUGCUGUUCCUAUCAAUCCAUUGGGCACGCAACAUCCCUACCUUUCAGUGUUUAAGCCAAGAGACACAGGUUACUCUUGUAAGGGGUUGUUGGUCUGAACUCUUCACACUUGGCAUGGCUCAAUGUAAUCACAUUAUGUCCCUCGAUACAAUUUUGACUGCUAUUGUAUCGCAUCUCACACAGGCUGCUGCCACUGAAAAGCUCACACCAUCUCGGUUUAAACAGGUGUCAGAUCACAUAACCCGCUUACAAGAUUUUGUAUCUGCGAUGUCUAAGCUACAACCUGAUGAACAUGAAUAUGCAUACUUAAAGACAAUCGUGCUCUUCCAGUGUGAACAUGUCUCAGGAAGUAAACGUAACCAGAUAGAACGACUACAAGAGCGCGCAGCUCAAGAGCUCAGGCAUCAUGUAGAAGAUGCUUACGCUGAAACACCAGAAAGAUUCACUAAAUUGCUACUCAAGUUACCACCAUUAAGAGCACUUCAUCCACAGGUCAUGGAGGAACUCUUCUUUGCUGGUUUGAUAGGUAAUGUUCAAAUUGACUCCGUUAUCCCGUACAUAAUGAAAAUGGAAAUGACUGAAUAGUCAAGCUUGGGUACUGUACACAUUGUACAGUGGAGGGCCAAAGAGACUACAAUCGUUGUGGAGGAUGUUUAUAUUUAUACAUCGGUCUCCUCAAAAGCAAGACAGCAGUGUGCAUAGCUGUUGUCAGCCUCUUGAAAGAAAACGUUGAAAAAGACAUUAAGUUUACUCUGAUGUUAGUCUAUUUUGACAUUCAAGUGCUGAACCAAGUUCUACCAGUACAAUAAAAUACUUAUUGUAAGGGAAUGAUGAAGUUAUGGCCAGACUGAGAGUAAACCUAUUUGGAAAAGGUGAGACAAUUUGUGCUGUGAAUUUGUACUUCACGAGCUUCUCUUGCUAAAAAUGAAAGUGGUGGUCAAAGAAAAAGAUUUAGCCCUAUCACUUUGGUGGGUGAAUGUUGCUGCAUUGUGUGGUUGGUGACUCCCUACCAAGGAUGUUGUAGUAAGUUGUCUUUGCUCCACAUUAUUCUUGUUCAACUCUCCAGUGGAUCAGGGUACUUUCUUAAGCAUUAUUUUAAGUAAGUUGCAGUUGAUGUACAUUUUCAGUAUAUUACAGUCUUUAACUGCAUAAUAAAUAAAGGCUGUUCAAUUAUCAAUACAUUAAUGUGAUUAAAGGCCAGUUUUUGUGAUUGCUCUUGUUUUGCAAGAUAUAGUCCAGAAAAGAUGCAACAUAGUGAUGGUGGACUGAGUUUCAAUAAAUGGUAAUUUACCUUUGAUAGUAAUUUAUACUGUUGUGAAACAGUGAGCCUUAUUGACACUUGGUUCAGUGUUCAUUUAUGUUGAUCUCAUCACAAAUAGUGCUGAUCAUGGAAACUCUGGGCUUCCGUGAACUUUAGAAAUGUUCACUCGAAUACUGAUGGUGCAAAAGAGGCUUAAUGCAUCCUACUUAUAGGUUGUUCAUUAAUCCUGUUUGAAAUGGUUGAUGAGUAUGUUAAAAUUCAGGCACUCUAAUAUGUGAUUAUUAUUAGUAAUUGUUUUUACCUUUAUCAUCAAUCAUUGUAAAGUGAAGAUGGGUCCAGAUAACAAACUAGUGAUUCUCUCAAGUUUUGUUUAAAGCAUAUUUUUCUUUGCUUUUAUAUAUAUUUAAGGAUUACACCCAAGUCAACAGGUUUCUGGACUUGUGAUGUUUCCAGGACUAGUUGAUGAAAUGGGAAAAAGGGCAUAAAAUAUAGUUACUGGUUGAGAGGUUUCUCAGUGACACUUGAGUUACAUAGAUUUUGAAAAUUUUAUUUUUCUAAUAUAACUUCACUUGGUGAUACAGGUACAAUAAUGGCUACAUUACUUUUGGGGGUGUAAGUAAAACAUGAACUAAGACAAAAUCAUAAGGAAGUUGACCUUGCAAAGCUUAACUAUUCAGGGAUCAUUCAAAGAAUUUUUUUGUAUCGUAGGUCUGUCUGAAUUACUUGAAUCAUCUGUCUUUACUUCAUCUUGUCUGGGGUUAGACUAAAAGUUUCAUUAAGCAAAGUCAUGUAUUAAGACAUCCACCAUGAAUUUAAUUAGGUUUUUUUUAAUUUUACUGUUAAUUUUAUGAUGACCAGAAUCUUUUUACAGUGCACUCACUAUCUUUUUCUGGCUGAAAAAUAUAUGCAUUGAAAUUCAGUUUCCUAUUUUGUAUAUAGGGUGGUGCUUUAUUUUUGAUUUUGUCUUCUUGUCAUUAUUGGAAAUAUAUCAUUUUCUUUUUGAUAUGCAGUGCUGUACUAUAUUGAUAUCAGUAUUAUAUUUAAUGUGACAGGUCAAUGGCUUGCAAGAAUCACAGUAUCCCUGGAAAAUUUUGUUGGUCAACUCAAAUUUAUUUACUCUUGCAUGUCACAAGAACUGUAGUUGUCUUGUCAGCAUUUCCGGUGUUAGGAUUAUGGAAUAUUUUCUUUUUAAUUUAUGAAGUUAACAUGUUUUAAUUGCUGUUGUAUCUUGAUUACUAGUAAGUACCACAUAAGAAAGGUUUAAUUUUUGUUUUUAUUUUUAUCAAAUCAAAGCAAGAGAUUGCAGAAACCUAAUUUGCAGUUUGUAUUGGCUGCUGAACAAACAACUACUGUACUCCUGAUAAUCUACUCUAGUCUGACCUCAUCAGAUGUAUUUGGCAUUAUGACAUUGCUUUAUUUUACUUAUAUAUUGUGCAUUUCUUCCAACUGGUUGUAACUUUAGUGUUGCGACAUGAAUUUUGAUGUGCACCCGUUGUGGUAUACAAUAUUUGUUGAGUGGAUUUGCCACUGCACUUCCCAAGAUCAGUAAAUUAAAAUUUGGUAUGGCUUUAUACCACUAGUGUUUGUUGCACUCUGUUGCAGAAUCACGGAAUCCAGUUACUGAAUUUAUGGAUGCUGAAUAAUUUGAUCAUGCAAUCAAGACUGCACCAAAGUUACUGUGAGAAUAAGGAACUAGUCAUUUGGCAAGACUGUUAAGCCAUAUUUAGUCAACCUUACAAGAAUUCCAUGUUUAGCAGCAGAGUUUGGGGCACUCAAGUGAUUUUCUGAAUCUAAACUACAUAUUACAUUUAUUGUCAGUUCGUGUUUAUAUUUUUGUAAUGCUGGUAUUUUUAUGUGAAAUAUCAAAAAAAAUGAGAAAUGUCAAAAAAUAUACAGGGAUUUCAUACAUUUUUAAUGAAAUUUUCUACCAAUGUAAAAAAAAAUAACAGUAACACUAGUUUUACAUGAAAAGUGAGGGGUUAAUUAGAGAGUUUAUUUUUCAGUAACCGAAUCACGUUAGAGGUGGCUGUAAAACUGUUUUUCUACUGUAUGUGUUAUUAAUCAGUAAAUCAUUGAUUGUGAACAGUGUUUUUCAUUGUGAACAGUGUCUCACAAGAUUUUCAAUAAGUAUCGAUUUAGGAGAGAGCAAAAAGGAAACUCAUAUUGUCCCAUUCAAAAAGAAAAACACUUCUCAUAGGUAUAACAUGCAAGGUUCUUCCAUCACAUUGAAUUAUCAAAAGAUACUUUCAUAAUGGAUAUGCCUUAAGAAAAUACAAAUCACAUUUUUGUAUAUGAAAGACUUAUUGUAUUUUUAUAUGAAAUUUUUGAAAAUAAGUCUUACUGCUCAUAUAUCAAUUCACAGUGGAGCUUCUCUGUUGUGCAGUAUGUGAUAUAAUAAGCAGAGAGAGUCUUGGCUCAGUGCUAACCAUUGAAGACUCUGCAUUGCUUGUCAUUUCACAUAAUUAAUUCCUGAGGAUUUGAAACGGACAUUUAUGGUAGUAGUACUGUACUUUCAUACUCAGAAUCUAUAUUUUAUACAUCACUAAACUAGAAAUACAUUGCAGGGUAUUUCACCCAGUGUGUUUACCAUAUUUUUGUCCCUUUCAGAUCCCCAGCCAUUUCCUCACCUCAAGACUUUCUUGAGAAACACCCUUGUAUAUAUCAUUUAAGAACAACAAUCAUGAAUCGUUUGUUUAUUUCAUUACUUAUCUAUGAUGUAAUUAUGUAUUUCUUAAUAUAAAUUGGAAAAGACAAUGCAAA